Toxorhynchites rutilus septentrionalis is the source of this 9344-nucleotide messenger RNA. RefSeq names its product gastrula zinc finger protein XlCGF26.1. Gene Ontology annotation, cellular component: nucleus. Lineage: Eukaryota; Metazoa; Arthropoda; Insecta; Diptera; Culicidae. The coding region runs from base 72 to 1817 and encodes 581 amino acids. Gene Ontology annotation, molecular function: RNA polymerase II cis-regulatory region sequence-specific DNA binding; DNA-binding transcription factor activity, RNA polymerase II-specific. Gene Ontology annotation, biological process: regulation of transcription by RNA polymerase II; neurogenesis. The transcript is spliced from 13 exons. The record is from RefSeq and is a predicted model, not a curated record.
GAUUCAAGUGUGUUUGAGUGUGCAAUGGGAUGAUUUUUCAAUAGUGAUUUAGAUAAUUUGAAAAGGAUACCAUGACAGAAUGCUGGAAUCAUUCAAACAAACCGAGCAUCGGGAAAAUUCGUCCGACAAUGAAAUAUACAGACAAAUCUACGGAAACCGGUGCAAAUAAAUGUGCCUAUAUGGACAUUGACGCGAUAUACUUUCAACUUUUGCUUUUGCUGAAACAAGGCAUAACAAAGGGGAUGAUGCCGAAUUUCUAUGACCAUUCGCGCCCCACUAUGGUUCCGACGAGCUCGGCGGCGAUGCUCGGAGCGUCUACCAAUAGUGGGGAGCAAAGCCAGAAAAAGACUCAAAUCGCUCCAUUCGAUCUGGAAGCCACUUUACAGGCCGUUGAUAACGAAGUGCUGGAGGGCGAAGAAGGCAGUUGUCCAUUGUGCAAUAAGACAUUCAGUCGAAAAUCAUCUCUGCUAAAUCACAUACGAAACCACACGGCGGAGAAGAAAUAUAUAUGCGAGUAUUGUCAGAAAGGUUUCUCCCAACAAGCCAAUCUUCGCAAUCACGUUCGUAUACAUACCAAUGAGCGGCCAUAUGUUUGCGUCGAUUGUGGUAAAGCAUUUACACAAAUCACAAAUCUUAACAAUCAUAGAAGAUUGCACACAGGUGAAAGACCUUAUGUCUGCAUUGAAGCCAACUGUGGUCGAUCUUUUGCUCAAGUGACAAACUUGAACAAUCACAUGAAAACCCAUCAUAAAACUCAACAGUACGUAUGCAAUCAGUGUCCAAGGCGAUUCUAUCAAGUCACACAGUUGAACCUCCAUUUGAUCUCGGAACAUAGCACUACGAAAACCUUUUUCUGUCCCCAGUGUCCCGAAAAGCGUUUCAAGUCCCAAUCACUAUUCCAACACCAUUUAAAGAUACACGGCUCAAACUUCGGGUUUCCCUGUUCGAAAUGCGACGAAAGGUUCAUCCAAGAAUCUCAUCUGAUACUGCACAUGACUCAUCAGCACGGAGAUUAUGCGUGCAACAUGUGCUCGAUGACAUUCAACGAUGAGGUUCUGCUGAAAAAACAUGUCCAAAGGCAUCUGGACGGAAGGUUUCUAACGUGUCCGGUGCUGGGGUGCAACGAAGGAUUCACCAUGAAGAAUCAACUGACGAAGCACAUGCAGAUGCGUCAUCCAGCGAUUGAUCUCAAGAAGGGGCCGCUGUCCGCAGGAACUGCCGUGCGUCCACCGAAACACUGCUGCCAUUACUUCAACUGCAACGAGUCUUUCGAUAGCUCCGAAGGACUGAGUAAUCAUUUACGAGUGACGCAUGGAUUACCCAUUGCAGCACCCGAGGAUAAGAAACCCAUGCCACAACAGAUGAUUGGCAAUGGCGGAGGUGAUAUCCAUAUGACUCAGAUACACACUCCACCGCCACUGUUGGGGGCCAGCUUCCAAUCAUACCAACAACAGAUUACCGAAGCGCAACAGCAUGCCGGCAGCACAGCGGAGAAGCAGAAAGCUUACAGUGUUUCUGAUCUACUAAACAUCAGUGAGGAAAUGCAACAACACCACCACCAACAACAGCAGCAGCGUGUUGGACAACAAAAUGGGAAACCCGAUCUCGAGCAAAUUUUAGAAGACAGGGUCAACAAUCUAAGUCGGAUUAAAACCGAGCUUCAGGCCAACAUGCAGAUACAGAACCUGUUCGGGCUGUCCAGCCCGAUGGGACUUAACCCAUUUGCGUCCCCCACGAAGCUUGUGUGCAGCUUCUGUUACAACGUGUACAAGACGCCGCAGACGCUGUCGAGACACAUCGAAAAGUUUCACAGCUAAAAUGUGACACGUGAAAUAUUUCGCCGCAGCGAUUGCAACGCUUGAGGAAGCAUUAUGAAGAGAAUGAGGAGAGGUGGAUAUUUCGGUUCAGAUGACCGUUACACCCACUCGCAGUACGUGGUUUGGUACUAUUGGAAAAGGGUCAUGGGGAGAAGAAACAAUCGUUUUGAUAGCAUCGGACAAAUAAGUAUGACCGUUCUAAAUUCGUAUGCCAAGGAACCGAGGAUACAGUUUUCUAAUUCGUUGAUCCUUGCAUAAGAAGGAUUGAAGACACAAUCUGUAGGUCAGUGGCCCUUAAUGUGCUUAGGAACAUAUCGGAUGGUGGUGAUCUGGAGUUAACGACAUAAUUAGCAGUUCCUAAAGAACUCUCAAAAACCUGAUACAGUAUGGCGUAUAAGGGAUAAUUCAAUACGUCUUAUCAAAAAUGUGACUUAAGUGAAGGAAAAGGAUUGAGUUAUUUAAAUUACAUCAGACGUUAGUUCUCAGAACUUCCGAAAGCUGAUAUAUGUUUGUAAUUUAUAAGAGAAUUUCAUUUGAAAAUAGAGUAGUACAAGAGCUUUUAUUCUAGACCAGAGCUAUCGGCUCUGAUAACAGGUCUUUUCUGCAACAUGAUUGGUUUCAAAUUCUAAAAAAAAAGCAUCCCAGUAAAUUAAAUGUGUUUGAUCCAUGUUAGCUAAAAAAAGUGGAUAUGUUGGCUCCUGUUAGUUCAAUAGAGGUUCAAUUUGAACGUUAUCUACGUGACGAAAAUGCUUUUCGUUUCUCAUUCAGUGAUAAAAAUAUGGGUGAGGCGCAAGAUUCGUGCAGGGAACAAGAUUCUGAAAACGAAACCAUUUUUCGGCUAAUCAUAACUCGCCGAAAAAUAAAAAUCGGCAUUGCGUCUCCCGCGAAAAUCGAAGUGAGCGUUUAACAUUCUCUCACCUCCCAUAAUCUCAACGAUUUUUUCCUGUUGGUGAAAAUGGGUGUUUUUUCUCUUAAGUAGGCAUUUCGAUCUCUGUUUUGUAUACACCAAGCGUUUAUGAAAACAUCCAGUUGAUUACACAUUUAUUUUUCUUAUUUGCGCUGGUUUUGUAGACUAUGAUGUGGAAACCCACAGCUAUAGUAAGUUUACCAAUAUGACAAAAACAUCUGUUGUCACAUUAACAGGGAACAUGUACUUAGAAAUACACCCAAUCUGUGUACAGUUCAGUAGAAAAAUGGAAUACAUACUUUUAUCAAACUCUAAAACUAUGAAACCCAGGCUGUAUUUAGAAAAUUCAAAACUCAUAAUUACUUAUCAAAUUAAGGAAUGAGAUCGAGAACGCAAGAUGGAUCCAGUACUCUGCUACAAGAUUCUCUUAUGGUCAUCAGAGUACACUCUUCACUCUUGUACCCUGCUAGUGUCCGAAAUGAAAGAUUGAAUGUAACCGACUGAAUAGUUGUGUCCCACGAUAAUGUGAAAUCAGCCCACGGUUCGACAGACAGUUCAUCACCCCUAAUUUGAUCUCAUCGAGUACGAUGAGGAAGAAUAGCAUCCUUGCCUAGCACCCGCGACAUCCCGGAUUCAAUUGAGAAGACAUGGUAAAGUGCACCCGUGUCCGAGUGGUUAGCGUUCGGGUUGGAUUCCUGGUCGGGGGAAUUUUUCGUCAAAGAAAUUUCCUCCGACUUGCACUGUGGUCACGCUUAUUCUAGAGCUUGCCCCUCGGAAUACAUUCAAGGCGUGUUAUUUGGCUUAUGAAAUCUCAACUAAGUGUUAAUAAAUGAUGCUAAUUGAGACGGCAAAAGUUCCACAGGGAACGUUAACGCCAUUCUGGGGAGCUCGUAGGAAUCUUCGAAAGGCACCUCAUUUGCCAUAUUGACUGGCGAGUGAGAUUUUUACACAUUAACCCCACCCCCUAUGAAAGCACGCCCCCCCCCCCAAACCCCCCGUUCUGUAUAACGGUAUUCGAAGAAGCUAACGUUCGUGGGUUACUUGACGGACCAUAGCGCGUACCGUUUCUUGGAUCGGUCAACACGAACGGUUAUCAUCACUCUAGAUGCCAAUUUCGUUGAGGAGUAGCACCUCGCGGAGAGAAACCUGGAGAAGUAAUUGGGCAGCCAAGAUGAGGACGAUGUCGUUUUUGCGACGGUGACCAGGCAGGCCAUUUUCUGGGCAUUGCGUCAGGAACGUCAGUGACUGGACCGAAGCGAAGAGAGUGCUGAAAUAUCUCUUUCACACUCGAAUUUGCCAGCUAAAGUUUGGAACAACAGAUAGAGGCCAGGAAGCUUACUGUGGCGCUCACUGAGCUGGAGAUACUCGGAAUCGCAAAUCAACUUCAGGAUCCUUGAUUUUUCUCGCAACUUGGUGGAGAUGCUCUCACAAAAGCGCUGGACGGCACUGACAUCCAUCUUCCGGAUGCAAUUCUGGAUCCUCGUGUUUAGCUGCUUAGUGUCCGUGGCCCGCCAAUUAUUUUUGUUCUGAGGGAGCCGGAAAAAUCCUCGAUCGGACGGCACUGGGACCAAGGAUGCAAAAUUUCGAAAGAACAUGUUGAAAUCGAAAAGCAAUUUUGAUCAGUGCAAAAUAUCUCCACCGACACUCUUCACUUCUUUCUAUCGCGGUGCCGCUGUGCCUAUGACUGCUGGCUCACCAUCUCGUUUGUUUUGAUAUAGUUUUCGUUCCAUCAACAGAAAUAUCAGUUCAUUCUCGAUAUCAGUGAAUGCUCAAGCCGAAAAUAUCACCUUUCAUUGCGUCCUGGUGAAAUUUUCGUUGGUCAUACACCCAUAAACUCAGCACUCAAAUGUACCGUUGCCCAUCGAUGUGUGUGCAAUAAGCGGCACAAAAAGACGGGUGGGUAAUGUCGGGGACAUAACCGGAGUGACGUAGGACUAUACAAAGGGGACAGCUUUUGUUAAAUAUAUAUUUUAAAUAUAUUGUUUUAUUUUCUUCUCCUACGUGAAUACCUACCUAUCUACCUUAAAAAUGGAUUAGUUUACUGUUUACUCUUCAUGAAUAUGUUGAUGGUUCUGAAAAGAACCUUUGGUGUUGUGUUUUUGUUAUCACUCGAUAUUCCCAUCUUGUUCGGUUAAACCUUCCUGUUUAGCUAUUGCGUUUGCCACUCGCCACAGCUUUCACAGUUGGAAAAUUUCUUCCCAUCCAGCUUGUGACAUGUUGUUCAGUAAAUUACAUUUAAUGCGACGUGCCGGAAAAAAACUUUGCCACUCACUGAAACUAAUUGUUGCCUUGAUGAGCGCCGAACCGAAGCUGCUCUGUUCUUGAUGCGGGUUUUCUGAUUGUCGUGAGCAGCUUUGCAAGCCAACUCGAGCACUCCGACGGCCGAAACUCUAUAAUCGCUGUUAGGUAUACUGGUGCUCCGGCACCAAUCCGUUCGGCUUAGUUACCCUUGCGGAGCAAUCAGUGAAUGCGACCAACAUGGAACUGGAGACUUGCACGGUUCGAGUGAGGCUUUGCCUUUCCCUUAACUUGUCCUCCUUUGUUACGUCCACGAUGCCGAUGCCGUACAACCACACGGGUUUACGGUUUGAAAGAAAAUAAGAUUUUUUUUUGGGGUCCACGUGUUUUAUACUCUAGCGGUACACACUCACAGGAUAGAGACAAAUCGGCAGACUCAGCCAGAGGGGCGAGUCCAACGAGACGAACGAAUGAGCGUUAAAAGGGAGCGAUGGCAAAAAAAUACAUUCAUUACGAUUUGUUCGCUCGUUGGAUUCACAUGCAGGCUAAAAAGGGUCCUUUUCAGGAUCACAAAAUUAUCUUCAAUCUAAAGAGUUUAUUGUUUUGUUAUCACUCGAUAUCCCCAUCUUGUUCGGCUAAACCUUUCUGUUUAGCGAUUGCAUUUGCCACUCGCCACAGCUUUCACAGUUGGAAAAUUUCUUCCCAUCCAGCUUGUGACAUAUUUUACAGUAAAUUACAUUCAAUGGCACGUCGCAUUACCACCACUCAGUAUCGGAUUGGAGGUAAUUUUAACCUGUAAUUGAACAUUUGCGAUGACAGCGGUACAGUGUCGACUUUCAAUGUGGGGUCAUAAUUUGGACCCCGAACUCUAUGUUUACAAAAAUGUCCAACUAAAUAUGUCGCAUUACAUGUCCGUCCAAUUAGCUAAAUGUCGAGAUAAGUGUAAAUUACUGUACUUUAAAUCUAGAAGCAAUUUAAGAAUUGGUGAAAAUCAAUAAGCUCAGAACAACUGCCAAAUUCACAUACUCAUCAUAUCCUGGCAAACAAAUUAUGAAAAAAUCAAUUUGUGUUUUAUUAUUAUUUUGGAUAUUGUUUUAGAAAGCAUUGAACUGUAUUUCCUAAACUCUUUUUUGGAAGGUUUAAUGGCCCUGAAAAGCGCCUUGUUUUAUGGAAUGGUUCCAAUUUAGAAAACUUAGUACUCGUGGUUUUGAAAAAAACCAUUUCGAACGCCCUCGAUGCCGCCUUGUUCUGGAUUUGCCACCAAAGCAGUGUGUAUAAAGAACAAACUUUUUUCUUCUGCCACCUGAUGCCGUUUUGCGAUUGCGUUUGCCACUCGCCACUCGCUGCAACUGCCUGUUGUCUUGAUGUCCACCGAACCGAAUGUGUUCUGUUCCGAAUGCGGGUUUUCUUAUCGUCGCGAGCAGCUUUACCAGCUAACUCGAUCACUUCGGCGGCCGAAACUAUAUAACGCCGGCUAGGUGGACUGAUGCACUGGUACUAACGCGCUCGGCCUAGCUACCCUUGCGGGGAACUCCAGAUCAACACGGUUCGAGCGGGAUUUUGCCUUUCCCUUCACUUUUCCUCCUUUACCAUGUCCAGACAUGGCUGCUUGGGUUGAUUUGUUGAUGUGUUGUGAUGCGAACCGAUGUGGUGUACGGUUUGAAUGAGAAUGAUCGUUACGGCAGCGGAGCGGGGAUUUUUAAGUUGACUGGCUGGCUCGAGAAUUACGCAUGUGUGAGACUGCGACCAAUGUUUCGUUCAUUUUUUUCUUUUUCCUUUCCAAUCGUGGUUCAUUCUAUUUCGCUGCUGCUCUGGUUGCCCGUUUUGGUCGGUUCGAUUUGAGGAGCACAAAAUGGACCAAUCAAAAAUAGGCACAUAGUGCAUUUUGACAAUGCUUGAUAUUUCACAAUUAUUCAAUUAUUUAUCUCAAGAAAAAUGAAAUGUUAUUCGUUAUGAUAGAUGCGUAGAUAUAUUUCCUAUCAAUUGAUGCAAAAACCUUUGCGAUCUAUUGAGAAAUGCUCGAGUUAUAAGCGUUCCAAAUCUUGCAUUUUUUCCUACUUGUUCAGUGCCUAGAUUUCCAUUUCACCCCCUAUAUCUUCCGGUUAGACGUAGUCCUACGUCAAAAUGGGACCGGGGCUAGAAACAUACCAGGAAAACAUACACACGAACACGCGUUUAAACGUCUGACGCGGUGUCAGUGAGAUGAUAUUUCCUUGUAUGGAAUUUUGUUCCUUUCCACUGUCAGCUGAUCGAAGAUGCGUAUGAAAAUUUCGGGCGUAAAUUCUCAGUGAGACAGUGGAACGAAUGAGUGUGGGGAAUAAUGCAAAAACCAAAUGUUCCACGUGACGGAGUGUCGGUUGCAUGUAAUUAAGCUUGGUUCAUUUGUCAUGAACUGCAGGGGCACUGGUGGUUGAUUUUGAUGUUGUCUCAAUAUCUUGCGCUGUCAGUAAAGUGAGUGUGAGAUUUUGCAACUCUGACUGGGACAAGUUGGUCGGGUUCCGUUUCUUGGGUAUGUACGGUAUGUGUUUUUUCUCGAGGUACGCCAACGUUUUCUUGGCGUUAUGGCGUCUUGUCCGGCCAGAAGGAUGGCAUCCACCAUGGAUCUAGAUACGGAAACUCGGACUGCAUCUUCGAGAGUUCGUGUUCCCAGUCUGUGCACUUCCUCAAUCUGUUGAAAAUGAUUUUCUUUGACAAUUUUUCGGUGAUAUCCAGGAGACAAAUGGGCCUACACGAAGAGGGUUCUCCUGACGGUUUAUCUGGUUUUGGUUGCAGUACCCUUUCCACCCCUUUGAAAUAUCUGAGAAGCGACGUUCAUUUGAAAAUCAUUUAAAAAUUUCGCUUGUACAGCGGUUUUGAGGACUACACUGAGGAUUCUGUCGCGGCCAGGUCUUUUAGUUCUUUAGCUACCGCCAUCAGCUCUUCUGUGGAUACUCUCUCGAAGUUCUUCAUUAUCACUAUAAAGUCUGGCUGGCCAGCUUACCGGAUCAUGCGGCUCAUUUAGCAAAGUCAUUUUUCGGGCGAUCCAUGUCAUCAUAGCCCCAAGAGCUCGCAUCGGCAUCGUGGCAAAUCUCUCUAAUCCUUAGUGCUCCGCGCGUUCUUGUACUACAGCCUAUCAUUUCCGGUACGUUUCCGUAGCGUGACGAGUAAGGAGUCUUAUUUUAUGUGAGAAGAAUUAUACGUACUUGUAAAUGUUUUUGAUUUUAUUUCUUUUAUUCACAUGCACUUUCUUCUUGUGAACGAUUGACAGCACAGACUGAGCGCGUUUUAACUACAGACAAGAAUUACAGACACUGGUGGUUCCUCUCGGAGUGCUUCAAGGAAGAGAUGUUGAAUUUCUUCGACUUCCACCUUCGAGCUUUUAUUCUCAUACCUCUUCCUUUUGGUGAGUUCUGACAGUGGACGUUAUAGCGUUGCUUGUUGAUCGUUUGUGAUCAAUUUUAGGAAACAUGAACCCUUCAUAUGCAUUGGAUACAACUUCCUGGAUGGGGUAUCCUCCCAAUGGUUUAAUUGAGCUUCAUCGUUUAUUUCGGCUUUAUCGUUUAUUUCUGUUACCUGGGGGUACUUUAUACUGCUCUGCUAUGAUCAGUGCCCUUUUCAUAUUGAUUAAUGAACAGCUUGAGCACAGAAAAUUGCUAUUUCGAAUGAACAGAGCCGACGGUGAAAAUUGUUUGUUUUGCAACACUCAAUGCGAAACACUAGAGCAUAAACUCAGCGAUUGCAAAAGGGUGAAGCCAGCAUGGAGACUACUGCAACUGAAGUUAAUUGUGCUGUUCAAUGGAUGGCGCAGUCUGUCGAUAGACGAACUAUUGAGACCUCAAUUGAGAAGUAUAGGAAAAACUAAAAAGGCAAAAAUUCUUAAAAUAUUCGUAAAAUAUGUGAACUUUAUAAUGAGAAGCAAUAACUUUGUUGACACAGUUUCAUUGGAUUUUGAAUUAGAAAACUAAAUGUAAAUAUUUAUUUCAUAACUAGCUAACUAACAUAACUAACUUCGUCCCGCCCAUUUACUUGAUUAAUUCUCGAGUAAUGCAGAAAUUUGUGUUUUAUUUGUAUGGCAGCCACCCCUAAGAGAGGGGGGAGGGGUAUCUAACCACCAUAGAAACAUUCAUUGCACCCUAAAGUUUCCAUAUGCCUAAUUUGGUUUAAUUUGCUUGAUUAAUUCUCGGGUAAUGCAAUAAUUUGUGUUUCCUUUCUACGGCAGCCCCCUCUAAGAGAGGGGGAAGGAGUAUCUUACACCAUAGAAACAUUUAUUGCAUCCUAAAACCUCCACAUGCCAAAUUUGGUUUCAUUUGCUUGAUUAAUUCUCGAGUAAUGCAGAAAUUUGUGUUUCAUUUGUAUGGCAGCCCCCCCCCCCCCCUUUGAGUGGGGGAAGGACUGUCUAACCA